Messenger RNA from Silurus meridionalis, 862 nucleotides. RefSeq names its product Hemoglobin subunit alpha-D-like (gene hbae4). NCBI's taxonomy places the organism in Eukaryota, Metazoa, Chordata, Actinopteri, Siluriformes, Siluridae. Gene Ontology annotation, cellular component: blood microparticle; hemoglobin complex; haptoglobin-hemoglobin complex. Gene Ontology annotation, molecular function: oxygen binding; oxygen carrier activity; haptoglobin binding. Gene Ontology annotation, biological process: oxygen transport; hydrogen peroxide catabolic process. The transcript is spliced from 3 exons. The coding region runs from base 230 to 661 and encodes 143 amino acids. The record is from RefSeq and is a predicted model, not a curated record.
CGCCGCACGGUCACGUGACGAUCUUUGAGUUUACCGCCUGAACUGUACGGUUUGUACGUGUGCGUUGUGCUGAAAUGGAGCUGCUGAGUAUAGUUUAGAGUUUUGGGACGCUGUCACGAUGGUUAAAUAACAGGCUGCUUUUUACGAAAUAUAUAACUUAUUAAACAUUGUUUACUUUUUCUCCUGUAGUAUUUUAAAUGAGCUCGAACACACGCCUUUACUGAGCACAAUGCUGUCAAAGCUCGAGAAACAAAUUCUUAUAGAUCUGUGGCACAACAUGAUACCAGUGGCAGAAGAAAUUGGAAGUGAAGCACUGUUCAGAAUGUUUACGUCGUUUCCCAAAACCAAGACAUAUUACGGUCACCUGGACCUCAGUCACGGUUCUGAGCAUCUACGUUCUCUCGGGAAGAAGAUUGUGAUGGCCAUAGCAGAAGGAACGACACACAUAGGCACUCCAGAGUUCACCAGCAGCCUGGGCUACCUCAGCAGAUACCACGCCUAUCAGCUGCGAAUACAUCCGACCAACUUCAAGCUGUUUAACCACUGCAUACUGGUGACUUUAGCUUGUCAUUUGGGGGAAAACUUCUCAGCCAUCGAACACGCAGCGACCGACAAGUAUCUCUCAGCUUUUUCCGCAGUGCUGGCCGAGAAGUUCAGAUGAGGAGGUUUUCUAAAAAAAGAAAAAAAACCCACUCAUCAUCAUCAUCAUCAUCAUCAUCAUCAUCACAUGUGUCUCGCCAUGUCUUUCCAAGAUUCUAAUGGGAGACCAAUGUUCAUCAGUAUACCGCAUUGUUUAUCUUUAAUAUUCAUAAUGUAUAUAGAUAACCGCUGUAAAAUUAAAUGCGAUUUCAUUUCAAUUAAA